CCCCCGAACAAGUCGAACGAUGGAAUCGCCCAACUCGACGGUUACCACGAACCAGAACUCGCUGACCAACAACGUGGUGACGGUGCCCAUCCCGAUCCUCCCGACCGAAGGCACGUACGCGUACGUCUUUGUGAAGGGCUCCCUGUACGCCCGGGACAGUGCCAUUUUCGGCUGCUCCACGGAUGAGACCCAAGCCCUGUCCAAGCGGUUCCAGAUUAGCUCGAUCCCGGUCGACAACGGAGUGGUCAUCAAGGUGGCCCCUUCGUUGAUCAUCAACUCGCUCGCGCAGUUGGGAUACAAGGUCAUUUCGAGCACCGGCGAAACCGAGGUCGUGUGGACGCUGCAGCGUGAGCUCCGCCCACGAGCAACGGAUGUAAAAAAGAUGUCGGCGGCAUUCCACGACCAGCCGCACGGCGAUCAUCAUCAGUGCAACUGCAGUAGCGCGUCUACGCCGGCCACGCAAUCGCUGGAUGAGCUGGAGUUUGAGCGGGGAAUCUGGACAGCUGCGAUCGACAACGAUUCGGCCAAGGUGAGGACGCUGAUCGGGAGGGGACAUCUCUGUGACCGGGACAACUCGGGCUACACGGCACUGCACUACGCCGCCCGGGCUGGACACUUGGAGAUCUGUCGGAUGCUGCUGGAGGCAGGAAUCGGUGUGAACGAGCGAACCCACGGAGGAGGGGCGACCGCACUGCAUCGGGCCGCGAUGAUGGGCCGCGAACCUAUCCUGAAGCUCCUCCUGGCGCACAAAGCCGAUGCCUUGCUGCAGGACAGCGACGGCAAAACGGCUCUUCACCGGGCAGCCGAAAAGGGUCACCUCGAGUCGUGCCGGAUUCUGCUUCAGCAUGGUCCAGCGGCAAAAUCCACCCCCGACAGUAAAGGCCACCGUCCAGCGGAAUCGAUAAGCGAGUCCUCGCCGCAGUACGAGCAACUGAGGGUACUUUUUAAUGCGUAGGAUUGCCAUUUUUGUGUCCCGAUUUGCCUUAAAAACAUACAAAACGUUGUCAUCCCCUGCUCCAAUCCAGAUAAAAGUCAGAUUGCUAAAUUUACGGUUCAUGAGAUGUUUGCUAAAUUAUUGAGUAUUGUAUCAAGCAAUAGUCUACUUGUGAUAGUCGCUCAGAGAUAUGCUGGAUAAAUUUUAAACUGGUUAAGUUCUUUGUGUUAGACAAAGUGUGACAGAAUUAAGCUAGCUUAUUUGGUUUGAUCGCUGUUCAACAAGUAGCCCAUCCCGACACAUUUUAUUUCAAUAAAUUGACACAGCGACUUGACGAAAUCAUUGACUUGCAGCUAUAAUUUCUUAUCGAAACCUUGUGCAUUGCCUCGAAAAUCUGUGUAAAAUAUUUCUUUUUUUCUUUAUUCUACAUUAUAAAACGAUCACAUAUUAAUCAUAGAAAGAAACCUUUAUGUACAUGGGAACUUUAUCAUCGUAAAAGUACAGAAUUAUGUGUGUAGCUUGAUGUUGUCUGCACAAUUUCGGUUUACCGUUUGCGAUAAACAAUAAAUGUUUGUGAAAAUGA
Culex pipiens pallens (northern house mosquito) is the source of this 1517-nucleotide messenger RNA. RefSeq names its product ankyrin repeat domain-containing protein 39-like. Gene Ontology annotation, molecular function: protein binding. The record is from RefSeq and is a predicted model, not a curated record. Lineage: Eukaryota; Metazoa; Arthropoda; Insecta; Diptera; Culicidae. Gene Ontology annotation, biological process: negative regulation of biosynthetic process. Bases 20 to 955 code for a protein of 311 amino acids. The transcript has 4 exons.